This is a messenger RNA of Salvia hispanica, 804 nucleotides long. It is a transcript of the gene RPC14, whose product is annotated as RNApolymerase 14 kDa subunit. Gene Ontology annotation, molecular function: DNA binding; protein dimerization activity. The record is from RefSeq and is a predicted model, not a curated record. Gene Ontology annotation, cellular component: RNA polymerase III complex; RNA polymerase I complex. Gene Ontology annotation, biological process: transcription elongation by RNA polymerase I; transcription by RNA polymerase III. Lineage: Eukaryota; Viridiplantae; Streptophyta; Magnoliopsida; Lamiales; Lamiaceae.
UUUAAAAAUUAUUCCAAUUCCGUAAUUUUCUUCCGUCGUCUCUCCCAAUUUCUCCCUCUGUAAUCCCUUCUUCUCAAAUUUUCCGACGAAACUCGCCGACCUACAAUCACUACCGACGCCUCCGCUCCCGUUUCCACCCCUUUCGCUCGUUCGGUAUAAUUAAAUCACAAUUUCUCCCGUUUCCACCCCAGCUGCCUUGGUGGAGUUGUGAAGCCCUAAUUCUAUCUGUUCAUCAGUGUCAUGGAGCACGGUUCAUAUCAGGAUCAAUCGCAAGCAACAUUCACAUUGACAGAUGAGGACCAUACUCUAGCAAACUCAAUUAGAUAUAUUCUUAAUCAAGACCCCAGAGUAUCAUUUGUCGGUUACAGCAUACCACACCCUUCUGAUGCUCGGGUGAACAUAAGAGUGCAAACUACUGGUGACCCAGCACGCGAGGUGUUGAAAGAUUCGUGUGAGGAUCUAAUGCUUCUAUGCAAGCAUGUUACGAACACCUUUGAUCAGGCUGUUGCGGAGUUCAAGAGUAGGCCAAAAAAGCCAGUCACAGAAUCCAUGGAUACUUCACCUUAAUACAUAGAGUGAUCUUUUAAGCAGAUUUUUCUGUCUUUUAUUUAUGUUGUUUUCAGUUGCUACCUUUUGUGAUUAUUUCCAACUCUUCAAUUUAGGAGGAGGUCAUUUUCGGCAAACAGAUUUUAAUUGAUCCAGUAUUUUAGAACCAUUGCAAAGUUGCAUUCGAUUAUUUUGUGGUUGAAGUUGUAGUAACAAAUAACAAAAUCAUUAUUUGAGUAAUAUUUGUUUUUUAAUUUA